AUGGACAACGAGCAAGAAACCAAGGUUCUCUUGAAGCUUUGGGUGGAUGAAAAGAAAAAUCAGAAUCAACUCACUUUACCACUUGGAACGAUAAUACGACUCACUAAAGCAGAAGCCGGAGCUUUUGGCUGUAUGAACAACUUGUACCAAAGUGUUGAAAACCUUGACGAAGAAAAUCUGUUCACAGAGCAUUGCAAAACCAUGCUGCUAAAUCCAAGGAAUCCCUAUCCAAAGUAUUGCAUGAAGUUGAAAGUUAACGUGGAGGAUUCAGACUCCAGGAAGUGUUAUCAGUGCUCAGCUUGCUCAUUUAAGAGCUAUUUCAUGAAUGUUACGUGCCAAUGUGGAGGGAAGACUAAUAAAGAGCAGUUUUUGAAAGAUUCAGUUGAAAAUACUUGUCGUGAUAAGUACGUAUUUCUCAAAGGAGGGAUAUCAUUUCUAAUCACUGACAAUUUGCAAUUCAAGUGUGCUUCUCCAAGCUCUCUUGUUCAGAUGCUUUCUAAUGUUGGCCUGAGUGAUAUGAAUCAGAUCAGGGAGAUGCUUGUAGAAGUUGGCAAGAAUGAGGUAAUUCAUCUACUUGCACGUUCAUUGAUCUCAAAGACUCCCUUGUCUGAUGCGUUUCUGCCGAAGCAAAAACAAAAAAGAGAAAGACUAGACACCAUCACAAUGCCUGAGUCUGGAAAUUUGUCAUCCAUUUCUGAAAAUGGAACAAGUAAUAACACCGAGAAAUUGGAGCUGAGGCUAACACUAAGAAAGUCGACAAACAAGGUCUUGUGUGCAGAGGAAGGCAAUGAAUUCAUUGAUUUUCUCUUCAACUUCUUGACCAUUCCCUUAGGAUCAUUUGAAGAUGCUCUAAAAGGGAGUUCUGGGUUGGGAUCCAUAGAUAACUUGUACAAAAGUGUGGAGGCUUUAGAUCCGAAAUGGUUCAAUACAUAUGCAAAUAAGAAUGUUUUUGGAAGUGUGGAGAAUCACAAUCUUAAGAGGAUAUUACUGAAGCCUGGUAUUGCCCCUUACCACGAUUCUGAGAAUCAGCUACUGCAAAUCGGAGCUGUAGAAACUUACUUAUUUGACCCAAUGGACCCUGUAAGGAAUAGUUUUCUUCGCAAGUUCGGAAAGUUUGCUGAGGCACCCUCCCUUUUCUAUGUUAUGGACAAUUUGGAAGUGAGACCUCUGUCUUCAACAUCAACUAUGCGCUUACUCCAAGAACUAAAUGUGCCUAUGUAUGAUAUUGAAGAGCAAGUGAUCAGUGUUGGCUAG
Nicotiana tabacum (common tobacco) is the source of this 1254-nucleotide messenger RNA. RefSeq lists its product as uncharacterized. NCBI's taxonomy places the organism in Eukaryota, Viridiplantae, Streptophyta, Magnoliopsida, Solanales, Solanaceae. The record is from RefSeq and is a predicted model, not a curated record.